CCAGCUCAUCAUCAUUUGUGCUUUGAACUUCUUAAGUGUAAAUUGCUCGUUUGCUUCUGCUCGAGAAAAUUUCGUGAAACCCCAAAACCAAAACAAACAAAAAUGAAAUUCUUUUUGCUAUUGGCUUUGGCCCUUGUGGGCAUUGCUGCUGGAGCUCAGCUUCCUGACUCCGCCACCCAGGGACCCAAUCCUCAGGAUAUUGCCACCCCGGAGCCGGAGUACAUUGAUAUCGACGAACCUGCACCGGUGGCUGCCGCACCUGCUCCUCGUCCUGUGGCCGCUGCUCCCCGUCCCGUCUUCGCCGCCCCUGCUCCCAUCGCUCGGCCAGUUGCUCAUCCAGUGGCUCGCCCCGUGGUUGUGGCCCAAUCCUUCGUCCAGCAGCCCGUCCAGCAGCAGAUUGUCCAGAGGGCUCAGUACGUGGCGCCGGUGGCUCAGCAGGUGGUGUUGCCGCAACAGCAGCUGGUGGGACACACCUACAACAGCAGGGCUGGAUACCAGUACCGCCGUCCAGUCUAUGUAAGACGUUUCUAUCGCCUGCGCCGCUACUAAGAGGACGCAGCUAGAUCUUAACUAUAUUUAAUACGUGCUCGACAACCCCAGUAAUUCCUCCUAUUUUGUCGUUUCUCUUCCUUCUCCUCCACUCCUCACCUGCCUGAAUCAACUCUCUACGCACCAAUCUUCAACUCAAAAACCAAUCAAAAUCAAAACCCAAACCGUAUCAAGCAUUAACAAUUAUCCAAAUCAACACACACAUUAUCACGCACUGAUCCACACUAUCAAACUGUCCAACUAUCAAAAUAUCGUAUUAUAACUAUCCUAAUCCUAGAACGAAACCAUCAAAGAAACGACCAACAAGAAGAAGUCAAGAUCAAAAGCAUAAAGAGCGAAGUACAAAGAGACAAAUGAUGUUCUAAAGACAAAGAUCGAAAAACGAAGUAUUCAGUUAUUGUUGAAUUGCCCAGUAAAGUACGAAUAAAUAAACGUAAAUUAUUUGUAAAAAU
Drosophila melanogaster (fruit fly) is the source of this 1001-nucleotide messenger RNA. RefSeq lists its product as uncharacterized. The record is from RefSeq and is marked reviewed. Lineage: Eukaryota; Metazoa; Arthropoda; Insecta; Diptera; Drosophilidae. The coding region runs from base 103 to 549 and encodes 148 amino acids. The transcript has 2 exons.